UUGGCGCGCACUUUGGUCACACUAUACAAGCGAAAAAAAGAUUGUGAAUGUGAGUGCAUAGAACGACAAAAGCCAACAAUUUGUCAUCGUUGAGAGUUGUCAGAUUUGUAAAAUCAAACCCUUUUGCAAUUGUAAAGCAAAAUGAGUGCCGUCAAAAGCAGCGAUCCAGCCAUCAGCGGCAUGGCCCUUGGCCGGAGUCAGACUAUUUGUCGCUACUACGUGCGGGGUAUUUGUCGGUUCGGUGAGCUUUGCCGCUUCUCCCACGACCUAAGUCGCGGCCGUCCGGAAUGCGAGGAACAGCGUGCAGAGGUUGUCCCGACAGAGACCCCACGGCCCAGCACCAGCUGCAGUCAUAGUAUCAGCAGCACCAUUAGCCAGCAGCGAAACUGGGUAAACGCACCAGUGUUUGUGCCUAGCCAAAAGCGAAUUCCUCCUGCCAAGGAACAGAGCGAGGUGUCAGAGGCGGGGGUGGAAACCGACACGGAGGCCGCUUCUGGCAUUGAGGGGUUUCACCCCGUCGUCUCCUGGGCUGAAGUUGUAGGCGGACCAUCGUCACUCAACAACAAACGGGACUUUACUUUGAUCAAACCCGCUUCCUUGGACGAGAUCUGUCCCUACGAGAGCCCAUGCGUCUGGGGAGAGCAUUGCCCAUACCGCAUCCACAUGGAGCUGUGCGAAAUGUGCGACCAAUAUUGCCUGCAUCCCACGGAUCAAGCCCAGCGCAAGAAACACAACCGCGAGUGCCUGCAGCAACACGAGCAGGCGAUGGAGCUCUCAUUCGCAAUUGCCAGAUCCAAAGACAAGACGUGCGGCAUUUGCUUCGACACGAUCAUGGAGAAGGCUGGUCGCGAAAAGCGAUUCGGAAUCCUGCCCAAUUGCAACCACAUAUUUUGCCUGGAAUGCAUUCGCACAUGGCGUCAGGCCAAACAAUUUGAGCAUAAAAUAACACGAGCCUGUCCCGAAUGCCGCGUGUGCUCGGACUUUGUCUGUCCCAGUGCAUUUUGGGUGGAGACCAAGGAGGAGAAGGAUAAACUGCUCAAUGAUUAUCGCGUCGCCUUAGGAGCCAAGGACUGCAAAUACUUCAAAAAAGGCGAGGGCAAAUGUCCCUUUGGUAACAAAUGUUUCUAUAAGCAUGCAUUACCCAAUGGAGACAUAGUCGAUGUGGGAUUACCGAAGCGUACUCGAAAGCUACAGAGCCAGACUGAAAUAAUCGACCUACUUGAUAUUUAUCUGUGGGACUAUGUUGACAGGCGGGAUUAUCAUUGGCUUGAGAUAUUUUCAAGUGAUGUUAGUGAAAGUUCCGAUUUCUCAGAUGAUGACUAAGCUUCUGAAGUAAAAUAAUAAACAAUGAAUCAACCACAUGCCGAAAAGCACACAAAUUUGGAUAUACUGUCGCAGCGAAACGUAAUCAAUAUUCAAACGAUAUAUAUAAAUGAUACUGAACCAAAUAUCGAAAGCGAAAUUAAACAAAAAGAAGAUGUAUUUGGGUACCAAAUUUAGGUUUACAUAAAUAUUUAUUCUCCACUUAAUGCAACGAAAUUUACAGCAACUUUUCCGUACUUGUAUUAAAUUAAAUUAUAUUUAAUACCAUUAAUAAGUGGUUAAACUUAAAGACCUAAACGAACGUUGAUAUAUCAUUAAAUUUGAUUACACAAUUUUAGAGAUAAACAAGCAAGAAGCAAACAGUACAUUUUCAAAAUAGGUGAUAUAAACAUGUAAACUAUGCCUUUCAGACUGAAUUGUAAAGAUAAAAUACAUUCUUAAAUCGGUUUUCUACUCAUUUUUGAUCUUUAACCAACUACCAACUACAACUAAGCAAACGCACACAGCAAACUACAUGUGUACGGGUGCGAGUCUAUUGUACGAUUGCGGAAUGAUAGACAUUAAAUCUCGAAACGUUUCCCUUUCGCCGAUAAAUGAAAUUUUUGUUAUUGUUAUGAGCCCUUAUGUUAGAGUAUUCCUAUUGCCUACCUACAUAUAAUUCAGUAUAUUUGUAAUCGUUGGCCACGCGCAUAAUGCCAAAUGUCUUGCACACAAACCAGAACACUAUAUGUAUGUAUAUCCUCUAAUGUAUGUAUAUGAUUUUUAAGUUUAUAUUUUCGAAAUGUACCUCUUUAAAAUGUUUUCGUUUUUACUGAUACAAAUGUAAUGUGUUGUCCGAAGCAACAAUUUAAUAAACUAAGGGAACUAACAUAUGUAAACCCAACAUGUUCAAAAUUAAAUGAGGAAUUACAAUUAAAUGAAAUGAAAAUCUCAA
This is a messenger RNA of Drosophila serrata, 2257 nucleotides long. It is a transcript of the gene Mkrn1, whose product is annotated as Makorin 1. The record is from RefSeq and is a predicted model, not a curated record. Gene Ontology annotation, molecular function: metal ion binding; ubiquitin protein ligase activity. NCBI's taxonomy places the organism in Eukaryota, Metazoa, Arthropoda, Insecta, Diptera, Drosophilidae. Gene Ontology annotation, biological process: protein polyubiquitination.